Molecule: messenger RNA, 1911 nt
Organism: Ziziphus jujuba (common jujube)
Lineage: Eukaryota; Viridiplantae; Streptophyta; Magnoliopsida; Rosales; Rhamnaceae
Product: polypyrimidine tract-binding protein homolog 2
Exons: 11
Coding region: 298-1638 (446 amino acids)
Biological process (GO): regulation of RNA splicing
Cellular component (GO): nucleus
Molecular function (GO): mRNA binding
Source: RefSeq, a predicted model, not a curated record
CUAAAAAAAUCGAAAAAAAAAGUACCUUCUACUACUAUCCUUUAUAUGCCGCUAAAGUACGCACUCAGUGCGGUAUAAUCAGAUUGGUCUAACCUAAGCGGUCUGCUGAAUACGCCGAUCCAACCCCACCAAAAAGGCAAAUCACAAAAAAAAAUAAAAAAAGCCGAGAGGCCCAGACAACGAUAAGAGCGAGUGGUUUGUGUUUGCUCCGUCUUCUGCGAACCCUAAUUUUGAGUUUAUACCCUCGAACUUCAAAGAUUUGCCCUGUCCAAUCUGCCAGGUGGGCUUCUUUGCAGAAUGGCAUCCGUGUCUAGUCAGCCACAGUUCCGCUACACCCAACCACCAUCCAAGGUGCUUCAUUUGAGAAACUUGCCGUGGGAGUGCGCGGAGGAGGAGCUGAUCGAACUGGGGAAGCCGUUUGGUAAAGUUGUGAACACAAAGUGCAAUGUUGGAGCAAAUAGGAAUCAGGCAUUUAUUGAAUUUGCAGAUUUAAAUCAAGCUAUUGCAAUGAUAACUUUUUAUGCCUCAUCCUCGGAGCCUGCUCAAGUUCGGGGAAAAACUGUCUACUUACAGUAUUCCAAUAGGCAGGAAAUAGUAAACAACAAAACUGCUGCGGAUGUUGCUGGAAAUGUACUGUUGGUAACAAUAGAGGGUGCAGAUGCUCGCCUUGUGAGCAUUGAUGUUCUGCACUUGGUAUUUUCCGCUUUUGGAUUUGUGCAUAAGAUUACCACCUUCGAGAAAACAGCUGGAUUCCAGGCACUAGUGCAAUUUUCAGAUGCAGAAACCGCCACUUCAGCAAAAAGUGCCCUGGAUGGAAGAAGCAUCCCUAGGUAUCUGCUUCCAGAGCAUGUUGGACCAUGUACCCUUAGGAUCACAUAUUCUGGACAUACAGAUUUGAGUGUGAAAUUUCAAAGUCACAGGAGCAGGGACUACACUAAUCCUUACCUUCCUGUUGCUCCAUCAGCUAUAGAUGGAAGUAGUCAGUUCACUGUGGGUUUGGAUGGAAAGAAACUAGAACCUGAGAGCAACGUGCUACUUGCAUCGAUUGAAAAUAUGCAGUAUGCUGUCACCUUGGAUGUUUUACACAUGGUCUUUUCUGCUUUUGGAACUGUUCAAAAGAUUGCCAUGUUUGAUAAGAAUGGAGGAGUUCAGGCUUUGAUUCAGUAUCCUGAUGUUCAAACUGCUGUUGUUGCUAAAGAAGCCUUAGAAGGACAUUGCAUUUAUGAUGGAGGGUUUUGCAAGCUCCAUAUCUCAUAUUCACGCCACACAGACCUCAGUAUUAAGGUCAACAAUGAUCGGAGCAGAGAUUAUACAAUCCCUAACGUUCCCAUGGUGAACGCGCAGCCCUCUAUUUUGGGUCAACAGCCUGUUCCAGCUGUGACUCCAACUCAACAGUACGCUGGUCCUCAGUUUGCUCCAGCUGAGCAGGGCGUGAUGCCUCAGCCUUCAGCUGGAUGGGGCUCAACAGUUCCAGCAGUACCUCAGUCGAUGCCAGGACAGAUGCUUAGCCAUCCUUAUAUGCCACCGCCUGGGACUGUGCCUCCUCAAAUUGGCCCUGGAAUGAUGCAGUUGCCAAGCCAGGGUAGCCUACCACCACAGACAAUGGUGGCCCCCUAUCGUCCCGAUCAGAUGCAAUAACGCAUCCUUCCAAAUGAAAUCCAUCUGUUUGAAAUCAGUUAUCUACUAGAUUGGAGCCAACGAGUUGAGAUUGCAAUGUGAGGGAAAUGCCUAUGGACAAUAUAAGCCUACUUAUUGAAAUCUCAUAUUCCUUAUUUCAUUUUAUUUUUUUCUUGAAAUUUGAUAAUGAGAUUCUGUAAGUAGUGGGCAUGAGAUGUGGUAUGGUCCCAUGACUUUUGUUACAAACUGGGGUUGGCCCCUAAUGGAACCUUAAAAUAUUUUCAUUUUGUUCUC